AUGCCAUCAAUAUCAAAUAUACGUCAGCGCUACAAGCGAGCACGCUUUAAGCACGAUGUUGGAUUCAAAAUUAGGAACUUUAUGCAGAGGAUCAUAUCUGCCGUAUAUCCUUAUGCCAAGGUGGUGCUACCGAACUUCAGGGCCGUUCAUUAUUUCUACAUUCUAACGCAUUGUUUUCUUGGUUCAAUUUUGAUUUAUCCUGUAAAGUCGAUUCCUUACAUCGAUGCCUUGUUCUUUGCAAGUGGAGCAUCUACUCAAGCAGGACUUAAUACAGUUGAUGUUAACAAGGCGUCUCUUUAUCAACAAAUUAUUUUAUAUAUAAUACCAACACUUACAAACCCUAUAUUUAUUCAUGGUUCAUUACUUUUGGUACGAUUAUACUACUUUGAACGUCACUUUGACAACAUAAAGGAAAACUCAAAGUUAAAUUUUCAAAUGCGGAAGUCGGCGACUUUGGCUCGACAGAAUACAAUAGCUUCAGCCAACUCAACUAGAAUGAAUACGGCAAACAACAAAGACUUGGGAUUCAACCACAAGGAUAACGAAGUUGAUAGCCCACAAUCAUCAUCCCUGAUACCUGGAAACGGACCACAUAAUUAUAAUGGCAAAGUGGAGCACAUGUGGGAGCCCUCUGAUGAGGAAGACGAUCUUGGAGUUAAUAACAAUGCUGGACACGAAAAUGAAGAUACACCGAAUCAUGCAAUCAAGUUUGGAGCUCUACCGCAUCCAAGAAGAAAAAAGUCUAUCGACCCGGAGGACAUGUAUCGUUCUAUCAACAUGCUUCGAGAAAAACAAAAAUCGCAACACAAUGUUCAUGGGGGCAAUCAUGGUGGUAACCAAGAUGACACUCAUGAAAUUCGCCCUCCACAAAGUACAAGUAUUCAUUUUGCUGAUAUUGCUUCCCCUAGUAGAAGUAGAAGGUCCCAUGUCUCAACAUCUGCAAGUCAAAGUCCACACCAUGGAGAUGAUGGUGAUAACGACGAUGAUGUGCUAGUAAUCAAACCACCAAACGAAAUUGAGGACGCUGUUAGUCACAAUGCUAUUUUUACAAAAAAAAAGCUUUCGAAACCAAGCCAGAAACGCAGAUCACUGUGGAUUCCCUUGUCAGCACGAAAGCCAUAUAAUCCAUGGAAGAACAGAUUAAGAAAAACACUUUCCAAUUCCAGUCGUAAGAGACGCUCACAGGCGUCCAGUGAACUAGAAGAUGAAGAAGAUGAUGAUGCAUCGAUAGACUCUGAGGUUGAGGAGACUAAUAUUUCUGGCGAUGACACCACCCGAUUUGAUGGUCGUAGUGGCACAGAAAAUAGCGAUGGUCUUGAUGAUGAUGAUGAUGACGAUGACGACGAUAAUGAUGAGGAUUAUGACGGGGAAGUCGAUGAAAGUGCAAUUACUGAUGACGAUGACCAAGAUGAUGGUGAUAUUUCCCCAACUCAGCUGGCGCAUCAUUCAGAACAGCACUCCUCAAACGACCUUGAGUCAAGAAAUACAACGCGAAUACUCAAGCUUGAUCAUGCACUCCCAGACGCAGAGAGAGCAAGAAAGAGAAAGAAGCGCUUCAAGAAGCUCAAGAAGAUCAGAACUCCAAUUAUAUCCCGUUUGUCAAGUGGCGAGACCGCUGCUAACAAUGACAAUGUCAACGGCACUGAGGAUACUGAUGAGUCGGAUGAUGAGUCGGAUGAUGAGUAUCGAGAUGGACUUUCUCGGACAAUGAGUGGGAAUUACUUGUCAUUUGCUCCAACUGUGGGUAGAAACUCUACUUUCAUGAAGAUGACAGAUGAACAAAAAGAUGAAUUAGGUGGUAUAGAAUACAGAGCUGUGAAGUUGCUUAUCAAAAUAAUCGUGUGUUAUUAUCUCGGGUUUUUGAUAAUUUCAUCAUUUAUGCUUUUGAUCUGGAUAUACUGUAUGCCCCAUUACAAAAAUAUGCUUAAUGACAACGCCAUUACGCCAGGGUGGUGGGCAUUUUAUACAGCACAAUCAUCCUUCAAUGAUUUGGGACUUACUUUGACAGCGGAUUCCAUGAAUUCAUUUCAUGAAAAUGCAUUUGUACAAAUACUUUGUGCUUUCUUGAUCGUGAUUGGUAAUACUGGAUUUCCCGUGCUUUUGAGAUUUAUAAUUUGGGUGAUGUUCAAGGCAGCCCCAGAAUUGUCAUUAUACAAGGAGUCAUUAGGGUUUUUGUUAGAUCAUCCACGUCGUUGUUUUACUUUGCUUUUCCCACUGAUUCCUACGUGGUGGUUAUUCUUUAUCUUGGUUGCAUUAAACGGGUUUGAUUUGGUGAUUUGGUGUAUUCUAGACCUCAACAAUGCAAUGUUUGACGGGGUACCUAAAGGUUAUCGUGUUUUGAAUGGAUUGUUCCAAGCAUUUUGUACCAGAACUGUAGGGUUUUCAGUUGUCGAUUUGUCUCAAUUACAUGCUGCAACCCAGGUGAGUUACUUGGUGAUGAUGUAUAUAUCUGUCUUGCCCAUUGCCAUCUCAGUCAGAAGAACAAAUGUUUAUGAAGAGCAAAGUUUAGGGGUGUAUACUAAGGAAGGUGAUGACGGGGAUGAAAACACCCCUUCAAAUUUCGUUGGUGCGCAUUUGCGUAACCAGUUGUCCUACGAUUUGUGGUAUAUCUUUCUAGGAUUGUUUAUUAUUUGUAUCGCUGAGGGAAGUAAAUUGCAAAAGAUGGAGUUUAGAUUUUCGGUUUUUGCAAUUUUGUUUGAAGUUAUUAGUGCUUACGGUACAGUUGGAAUGUCUCUUGGGUACCCAGAUGUCAAUACAUCAUUGUCCGGUAAGUUCAAUGUCGUUUCAAAGUUGGUUAUUAUUGCAAUGAUGAUCAGAGGUAGACACAGAGGUUUGCCGUAUGCUAUAGAUAGAGCUAUUUUGUUACCUAAUGCUGAGAUGAACCGUCACGAUGAAGUUCAAGAACAACAUGCAAUGAACAGACAACAUAGUCUUGAUCGAGGAACUACAUUGGCUAAAGUGGCAACUUUUGCAAGAGGUGGUCCCAUUGAUGGAGGUGAUAACAUUCUCAGUAGAGUAUUGACGAAUGUCAGUCAUUUGAGGAAUAAACGAAGAAGAAAUAGAGGAUCAACUAGCAGCAAUAACAAUGUCAGUACCAGUGAUAACGAACAUUCUUUACAUUCAAAUAACCCGAACUAUCUAGUCACAACAGUAAGUCAUGUAUAA
Molecule: messenger RNA, 3165 nt
Organism: Lodderomyces orthopsilosis Co 90-125
Lineage: Eukaryota; Fungi; Ascomycota; Pichiomycetes; Serinales; Debaryomycetaceae
Gene: TRK1
Product: Trk1p
Exons: 1
Coding region: 1-3165 (1054 amino acids)
Biological process (GO): potassium ion import across plasma membrane; intracellular potassium ion homeostasis
Cellular component (GO): plasma membrane
Molecular function (GO): high-affinity potassium ion transmembrane transporter activity
Source: RefSeq, a predicted model, not a curated record